AUGAGCGCGGCGGCGGCGCCCGGGCUGCGGCCGCACAGCUCGGGGCCCCCGGGCUCCCGCAGCGGCUCCCGCCCGCGCCCGCGCCCGCCCCCCGGGCCCCCGGCCCCCGGCGCGCCCCCCGGGCUGGGCGCGGCGCAGAAGCGCGUCCUGGAGCUGGAGAAGAGCCUGCGCUUCCUGCAGCAGCAGCACGCGGAGACGCUGGGCAAGCUCCACGCGGAGACGGAGCAGCUGAAGCGGGAGAACAGGGAUCUCCACUACAAGCUCAUCAUGCACCAGGGGCCACAGAAGAAAGGCAGCGUGUCCACCUCCAGCAUCCACUCCAACAAGUCGGUCUCGAAUUCGACGGUCUCAGCCAACUCUCACGGCAAGGCCAGGCCCCAGCCCGGCUCCUUCAAGAAGCAGGACUCAAAAGCCGACAUCCCCCAGAAAACAGACCUGGACGAGCAUCCAAGCCUUGCCCCACUUCACUGCAGCAAGACGGACGGAGGCCCCGGGGCACAGGCGCGGGCUAAAGAAGCGGAGCCCUCCCAGGCGGGGCCCGUCCCGGUAACCGGCAGGCAGGCAGCAGGGGUGCCCCUGGCCUCGAGCCUGCUCCUGCAGCUGCGCAAGCCCGCCACGCUGCAGCAGUGCGAGGUGGUCAUCCGCCAGCUGUGGAACGCCAACCUGCUGCAGGCCCAGGAGCUGCAGCACCUCAAGUCCCUCCUGGAAGGGAACCACAGGCCCAGGGCCGCCCCCGAGGAGCCAGGGCCCGGUUCUCCCAAGGACCAGGAGGCCACGCAGCUCCCCAAGGUCCCUGCCAAGAGCCCGGCCAGGAAAUGCCUGCUACUGAGCCCCGUGCCCGUGGCGGACCGUGCCAUCCUGCCCGCGCUCAAGCAGACCCUCAAGAGCAGCUUUGCCGAGCGGCAGAAGAGGCUGCAGGCGGUGCAGAGCCGGCGGCUGCACCGGCCUGUGCUGUGAGCUCCAGGCCAGGACCCCACAGAGCCUUCCGGAGGACCCCAGCCCUGCUAAGGCAGGCUCGAGUGGGACCACCACAACUUGCGGUAAAACCCUUGAUCUCACAAUUCAGAAGUUCUCAAUUUUCUUG
Molecule: messenger RNA, 1084 nt
Organism: Choloepus didactylus (southern two-toed sloth)
Lineage: Eukaryota; Metazoa; Chordata; Mammalia; Pilosa; Megalonychidae
Gene: CCDC74B
Product: coiled-coil domain containing 74B
Exons: 8
Coding region: 1-957 (318 amino acids)
Source: RefSeq, a predicted model, not a curated record